AUGAUCACCAUCCAUCCCUUAAUCUCUUAUCAGGCAACACAAGAACUUAUUGCUAAAGUCCCUCAAUCAACUGAUGCUGAAUUCAAUGAGGCAUGUGAUGUUGCAUCAUAAACUUACAAAACUUGGAGAGAAGUUCCAAUCUCAACAAGAGACAGAAUCGCUGAAGCUAUUACAUUGGAACAUGGUAAAUCCCUCAUUGAUGCCAAGGGAGAUGUUUUCAGAGGUUAUGAAGUUGUUGAGCAUGCUGCCUCUUUUACCUCAUUAGCUCAAGGAGAGAGUUUAGAAAAUGUUGCAAGAGGAGUUGAUCUUUAUAGUUACAGAGUCCCCUUAGGAGUCACUGCAGGUAUUUGCCCAUUCAACUUCCCAGCAAUGGUUCCAUUAUGGAUGUACCCACUUGCUAUUACACUAGGAAAUACUUACGUUUUAAAGCCAUCUGAGAAAGUUGCAGGAGCUGCUAAUAUUCUCAUCGAUUUGUUAAAGGAGUCAGGUGUGCCUGAUGGAGUAGUGAAUGUUGUUUAGGGUGGAGCUCCAACUGUAACAAACAUUUGCACUCAUAAAGAUAUCAGAGCAAUCUCUUUUGUAGGUGGUGACAAGGCUGGUGAGUACAUAUAUACUACUGGUAGUGCUCACGGAAAGAGAGUCUAAUCCAAUAUGGGAGCAAAGAACCACGCUAUCGUGAUGCCUGAUGCUGAUAAAGAAGACACAAUAAAUGCUCUCAUCGGAGCCUGCUUUGGAUCUACCGGAUAAAGAUGCAUGGCUAUCUCUGUUGCAGUCAUUGUAGGAGAUGCAUAGUAAUGGAUCCCUGAAAUCGUCGAAAGAUCAAGAAAGUUAACAAUUGGACCAGGUAGUGGAAACUACGAUAUCGCUCCACUCAUUACCAAGGAAUCCAAGCAGAGAGUUGAAAACUUGAUUGGAACUGCAGAGAAGCAAGGCGCAAAGUUAUUGCUUGAUGGCAGAGGAGUAGUAGUAAAGGGAUACGAAAAAGGAAACUUUGUCGGUUAAAGUGUGAUUGAUCAUGUUAGUCCAGGCAUGUCAGUAUAUGACGAGGAAAUUUUCGGACCUGUUAUGGUCAUUGUUAGAGCUAACACUCUCUAAGAAGCAAUUGAUUUGAUAAACAGCAAUAAAUACGGAAAUGGUACAGCCAUUUUCACCAAGAAUGGUCAUGUUGCGAGAAAAUUCUAACAUGAAAUUGAGGCAACUCAAAUUGGAAUAAAUCUCCCUAUUCCUGUACCACUUCCAAUGUUCUCUUUCACUGGUGGAAAGGGCAGCUUCAGAGGAGUAAGCAAUUUCUAUGGAAAAGGAGCAGUCUCAUUCUAUACUUAAUGGAAGACUAUUACUGCCAGAUGGAAGGAAGAGACCGAUGAAGCACAAAAGAUGCAAACUCAUUUCCCAACUAUGAAAUGA
This is a messenger RNA of Stylonychia lemnae, 1404 nucleotides long. Lineage: Eukaryota; Ciliophora; Spirotrichea; Sporadotrichida; Oxytrichidae. The record is from the annotation of a GenBank genome assembly.